Molecule: messenger RNA, 952 nt
Organism: Raphanus sativus (radish)
Lineage: Eukaryota; Viridiplantae; Streptophyta; Magnoliopsida; Brassicales; Brassicaceae
Product: dof zinc finger protein DOF4.4-like
Exons: 1
Coding region: 16-750 (244 amino acids)
Biological process (GO): regulation of DNA-templated transcription
Molecular function (GO): DNA-binding transcription factor activity; DNA binding
Source: RefSeq, a predicted model, not a curated record
GAGCUCUUGAGGGAAAUGGGUAAGUUGAAUGUUAACGUUAAGGGAAACCAUCAAGUGAAUGAAGAGAAGCCUCCACCACGAGUGUGUCCAAGGUGUAGCUCAGACAACACCAAGUUCUGUUUCUACAACAACUAUAGAGUGUCUCAACCUCGCUACCACUGCAGGAACUGUCGCCGAUUCUGGACUCAUGGUGGAGCUUUAAGGGACAUACCCAUUGGUGGAAGAGCCCGCAAGAUCAAGCCUACAGAGAUAGAUCAGCCAUCUGUUCCUCAGGGGGUUUCUAAUGAGAUCCAGCAGGUUAAUCAUCACGAACCUUUCUCACAUGUUCAAGAAACAACCCAGUUUCUUGAACCAUUCGGUGGUUCUUCUUCCUCUGCUUAUUUUGGGAACCAUUUCAGUCCUUUGCCUGAAACUCAUCGUGGUAUGGUGCUUCCAAGUCGAAGUAUUCCACCAACGAAUCGCUUUGAUCUCUUUGAUGGAUCGUUUCACCAAGGUUAUUACGGUGCUAGAUUCAAUGAUUUGGUUGGUAAUCAUUUGAUGAACCAAUCAUUUGGUGGACAUGUUGAUAACUAUAACAGUUACCGCGUGAAUCAAGAGAAUCCAUACAUGCGAACCCAGAGCUUCACCAACACCAUGAACAUGAACCAUAAUGCCAGCACUAGUGAAAUAAAAGGAUAUCCACACACUGAUCCCAUCAACAUCAUCAACAACAACAGCAACAAGUGUGUGUUUAGAUCCUCCUAUCGUUAGGAGAAGCAUGGUCCUUGAAUCAUAACCGUUUUACCGAUUUUCUCUUUUUAUUAUGCUAAUAAUGUUUCAGUUUUUUGUUUAUAGUUUCUGUUGGGUCUUCUUGUUUUUCAGCUCUGUUGGGGUCUUUUUUUUUAUUUGAGUUCUAAAAGUUUUGCAUCUUUGUUUCCUUAAAGAUUCAGACAUAAGUUACUUGUCUGGUCUU